Moneuplotes crassus is the source of this 1180-nucleotide messenger RNA. Lineage: Eukaryota; Ciliophora; Spirotrichea; Euplotida; Euplotidae. The record is from the annotation of a GenBank genome assembly.
AUGGCCGACGGUGGACUUAUAGCAAUAAAAAUUGUAUUUAUAGUACUCAUCUUUGUGAUGGCCUUUGUUUCUGGAAUAUUGCCAACAAUAAUCCCUUGGUGUAAGAAGAGUGCAGAUGUAUUAGGAAUAGCCAACGCUUUCAGUGGAGGAGUAUUUCUUGCAAUUGCUUUCCUCCACAUUUUGCCAGAGACUACACAUGAGUUUGACGAAUUCAUGGAAGACCAUGACCAUUCUGAAUACCAUGUUGACUGGCUUAGACACGGAGACGAGGAGGAGAACUUCCCUCUUCCAUUUGCUCUAGCAUUCGUCGGUUAUGCCUUUAUCCUUCUCAUUGACAAAGUUAUUUUCGAUACUCAUUCUCUUAUGGGAGAUCAUGGUCAUGCUCACGGUCAUAGCCACGGAGGAAGCCCCGAGCAGCAUCUUCUCCCAGAAGGAAGGAAGCACAGAAAGGAAGAUUACCAAAAAUUGCUUAGUGACGCAAGCGGAUGUAACGACUGAAUCAACAGCUCUGAAAUAGUUGAGGAUGAGGACACUAACAGAAUUCAGACUAAAUUUGUUGCAUGAAUGGAUCACGCUCUCAACAAGAGUGACAGACUUCAGAAAUCGAAGAGUGGCACCUUCUCGCACAAUGAUGAUGGUCUUGAAGGCGAGCAGGAAGAUAUGUUUACUGAUAAAACUAAGAUACGCUUAGAAAAUGAAAUAGAAGAGAGAGGCAAAAAGGGGCGUUGCUCAUGAAAUUUAACUCCAAUUGUCUUAAUGAUAGCACUUAGUGCACACUCAGUUUUUGAAGGCAUCGCAACUGGAAUGAUAAAAGAUACCAGCAAAUUAUGGACGUUUGUUAUAGCCAUUACUGCACAUAAGUGGGCUGCUGCAAUGUCACUGGGAAUUAGCAUGGCUAAGAACUUCAAGAACCAGACUGGGACAAUGUAUAUAAUCCUUACAAUCUUUUGAUUUGCGACCCCACUUGGAAUCUUAAUUGGGAUGAUUGUCUCAACUCAGUCCGUGAUUGUCAAUAUAAUCUUUUCUUCCUUGGCUGCAGGCACUUUUGUGUACAUCGCUUGAUCAGAAGUAAUCGUAGAGGAAUUUGCAAUAAACAAGUAUAAAUGGAUCAAAAUGGUGACCUUCUUACUCGGAGCAACACUAAUUGUCCUUCUUGGGCUUUUAGAAUAGAAUAGAAUUG